Messenger RNA from Hemicordylus capensis (graceful crag lizard), 1770 nucleotides. It is a transcript of the gene TMUB1, whose product is annotated as transmembrane and ubiquitin like domain containing 1. The transcript has 4 exons. NCBI's taxonomy places the organism in Eukaryota, Metazoa, Chordata, Lepidosauria, Squamata, Cordylidae. Gene Ontology annotation, molecular function: protein binding. The record is from RefSeq and is a predicted model, not a curated record. Bases 453 to 1274 code for a protein of 273 amino acids.
CCAGCCGGCCCGGCAGGCGGAGAGACGUCCCACCCCCAGCCCCAGCCCCGGGGCAGCCUGGGAAAGGCCGGGCAGGAGCAGCCGGGCGGCCAGGCCGGGCUCCUCGCAGGCAGCUCCCUCCGCCUGUCCUCGGGGGCGGGGGCGGCCUUCUCCCGGAAGGUCUGCAGCCACGCUGUGCCCUCCGCGGGAAGCGCCCUUCCCACUCCGACCGAGCGCCGGAAGUCUCGGGUAGAGCCCUCCAGCCGCAGCCCUUUGGCCUUCCGGGAGAGACGCGGACUACAGUUCCCACAAUGCCGUGGCCGGAAGACGCCGCCGCCGCCGGGGGAGGGGGGAGUGGCGGCGGCGGCGGCGGCAGCAGCAGCGGCGUCCGGAACGGUGGCGGGACCACAAUCCAAGGACGGAACCAGGAGCGGGUUUCCCAGCCGCCCACUGAAUAGCUGGCGAGCUCGGCCAUGGCUCUGAUUGAAGGCGUGGGGGACGAAGUGACCAUCCUCUUUGGACUGCUGGCGGUGCUGGCGGUGCUGGUUCUCGCCUGGUUCUCGACACACACCAGGGAGCGGGGAGCCGACCCUCUCCUUGCCACCGCCUCCCCGCCGCGGGCCGCAGGGCAGUUGCGGGCAGAGGCUCUGCGGGAGGACAGGGCGGCGGCUGCGCCGGUCUCCGGCGUGCGGCAGGUCAAGGAGGAAGGAGAGCCGGCCGGGGGGGCUGGGGGGCCGGGCGGCCUGUCUGGGGACCUCCGGCACAGGACGAGUCCCAGCAGCCCCCAGCAGCCCUUCCCGCCCCCCGAAGGCCCCAGUGCUGAAAGCUCCCCGACAGACAACACCAUCGUCUUGAGGCUGAAGUUCCUGAACGACACGGAGCGCCUGGCCCGCACGCGCCCCGAGGACACGGUGGGAGCCCUGAAGAGGGCUCACUUCCCCGGCCAGGAGCAGUUGGUGCGCCUGAUCUACCAGGGGCAGCUGCUUCGGGACGAUUCGCAGACGCUGGCCGCCCUGCAUCUCACCCACAACAGCGUGCUCCACUGCCACGUCUCGCAGCACCGAUCGCCCCCGGUGCCGGCUGGCGGCCCACAUGGCACUGCUGCCCACACGGACGCUGCCCACGCCGCCCUCAAUGUGGGCAGCCUGAUGGUGCCGCUCUUCGUGCUGAUGCUGGGGGCCCUCUGGUACUUCCAGCUGCAGUACCGCCACGUCUUCACCGCCACAGCCACCACCUGCCUGGCAGGCCUCACCCUGGUCUUCAGCUUUGUGGCCUUCACCGUCUACCGCAGAUAGUGCCGCCGCUGCCACGGACUGGAGCCUGCGGCUUCCCCGGCGUGGGCUGUGGGGCGAGGAGCGGGCCAAGCAUUCCCGGGGGGCGCAGGCAUCUCUCCAGCAGCUGACACCCCCCCCCCGGGGGGCCCCAGCGGUGCGGAGGCCUCGGAGCUGCCGGGCCCGCGUCCCUGCUGCUUCUGCUCGCCUGGGAGAGUCGUGCCUGGCACAGACAGCCUCCUGUGGGUGGGCGACUUGCACGCCCCUCGAAUGGGGCUCCCUCUGCCAGUGAACUGGAGGUGCCCCCCUGCCAGGACAGAGCUCUGGUCUUGCCUACUUGUGGUGCCUAAAUGGAGAAAGAGAGGGGGGGGGUGUUUGUGUGUGUGGCGGGGGGGUCACACUGUGGCAAAGGGCUUGAGCUCCUGGGGUGGCUGGGCCGGGGCCCUCCGGCAUUGGGCGGGGGCUCUGUCCACGGCUGACACGUGCUUAUUUUCCAAUUAAACCCAAACUGUGAAGGAAA